AGUCUACACACAAUGCCUAAAAAAGUGAUCGAAUCAUGGAAUCAAGCACGGCGCCGUGAGCAGAAUGCGAGGGCGCAACAACGAAGUCGUGCGCGGCGAAAGGUGCUCGAGCACGCUCUCCAAAAGGAAAAUGCAAUUUUAUAUCAGCGUAGAAAUCCAAUCGGCUGUAAAGGCACGGCCGCCUGUCCACGGCCGCAGCUCAAGUUCGACGAUUUCCUACAUUACUUUGCGCGCCCUUCGGAUGUGGAGAAUGUGGCCAGGAUCCUUGAUACGGAACACAUGGAAAUUGCCGCUAUUAUCAAAUAUGGCCUCAUCUCCAUGGGUUACUGCCUGGAUGAUUCGCUUUUCGAGGAGCGAAGAGCCCUGUGCUUCGCGUGCUGGUCAUCGAUAGUUGAGCAGCAGAUCAAUCCUCAAUUUACGAUUGGCACGAUCCUCCUUGCUGGAGUACAGGUGCUCUCACGGCUGAGAGGGCCUACCAACUGGUGCUUCCAGGUUCCGGUUGAAGGAAUACCGCGGGCGCCGUGUGGAAACACACACACGUCGGCGUUCGUCGAGAUAGCGCGGCAUCUUGGGUUGUCGGUUGACCAGAUCGCCGACAAUGAUGCCGAGUCACCGUUUACAGUUACGGAUACCAGUGUGCCAUCAUGCCACCCGCGGGAGAAUACAAGCUCAAUAAAGCCUGACCUCCAGCCUAUCGCCGAGCAAAUGACGGUAUCCCACCACCCGUACCUUGACCUAAUCCCCCUCCCGUCCUUCCGCGCUCGGGCACUGUCAGCACUCGCGCAGAGGGAUCGAAAUUUCGACGAGCAUGCGCUGUGCUUCGAUCUGGCGCAUGGCGGCAUGCAGUGCCAUGGGUCUUUGCAAGUCUCUCUGCACGGGCGUGGUGACGGGGCGCCCUGGGAUGCGCGCAGUUGGGAGGUGACGCCGUGGUUUUUCAACAAGUGGGCAGCGUUAGUGGGGGAUGAGAAUGGUUUGAUUUACAAGAACAGUGCGUGGUGGUGGGCGCGGCGAUGAGGCUGAUGUUUUUGGCCGGCGACAUUGAGUUGUACACAAUCUCAUUUUACUACCAGAGCAUCAAAGACAUCCAGUACAAGGGUGCUACCAUCCCAGCCAGAACUCCCUUCCUAAUGAUGUACAGAAUCGGGGCCCAGAAACCGAAC
Messenger RNA from Talaromyces proteolyticus, 1160 nucleotides. RefSeq lists its product as uncharacterized. NCBI's taxonomy places the organism in Eukaryota, Fungi, Ascomycota, Eurotiomycetes, Eurotiales, Trichocomaceae. The record is from RefSeq and is a predicted model, not a curated record. Gene Ontology annotation, molecular function: DNA-binding transcription factor activity. The transcript has 5 exons. Bases 13 to 1014 code for a protein of 333 amino acids. Gene Ontology annotation, biological process: regulation of DNA-templated transcription.